Siniperca chuatsi (mandarin fish) is the source of this 1717-nucleotide messenger RNA. Its product is annotated as sialoadhesin-like. The transcript has 11 exons. The record is from RefSeq and is a predicted model, not a curated record. Lineage: Eukaryota; Metazoa; Chordata; Actinopteri; Centrarchiformes; Sinipercidae. The coding region runs from base 1 to 1680 and encodes 559 amino acids.
AUGACUCUGACCGUUCAAAAACUACAGACUUCAGCUGUGCGCGCUCCCGCGGGGCGCGUGCAGUCAGUGGGCAGGAACUCUGGAGACAUCCAGGAACAGACGGACAUCCAGGAACCGACGGAGACGGACGCACGAUGUUUGACCCAAAGUUUGCGUUUUUCUGUGCGGUCUGUCUGCUGCUUCGACCCGGUGUUUUGUCUGGAAGACCCACAGGAGCUAACUGCGAAGGUCCUGGAGAGAACGUCCCUCUUCAGAGGUCCCAGAGGUGCCUCCAUCACACUGAUAAAGUGGAGCAGACCUGACCUGAAGUCAGAUCUAUAUGUCUUCUUCUUCAGAGACGGCCAUCUAAAUGAAAACUACCAGCUUCCAUCUUUCCGCGGUCGAGUGGAGCUGAGAGAUCCAGAGAUGAAGGACGGAGACGCUUCUGUUGUCCUGAAGAACGUCACCACCAACGACUCUGGAACAUAUGAGUGUCGAGUUUCAGCUGACAGCAACAGACGCAGCAAGAGAGCCCCUGAGACCGUCAGCACCAUCAAGCUGACAGUGACAGACCCAGACCCAGCUGACAGCACAAGUGAGGGAGACACAUCUGAUCCCAUCAGCAUCAUCACCCUGACAGUGACAGACCCAGACCCAGCUGACAGCACAAGUGAGGGAGACACACCUGAUCCCAUCAGCAUCAUCACCCUGACAGUGACAGACCCAGUAACAGCGAAGCCUGGACAGGACGUCCCUCUUCAGUGUCGGGGUCCCAGAGGUGCCUCCAUCUCACUGAUAGAGUGGAACAGACCUGACCUGAAGUCAGAUCAAUAUGUCUUCCUCUUCAGAGACGACCAUCCAAAUGAAAACUACCAGCUUCCAUCUUUCCGCGGUCGAGUGGAGCUGAGAGAUCCAGAGAUGAAGGACGGAGACGCUUCUGUUGUCCUGAAGAACGUCAACACCAGAGACUCUGGAACAUAUGUGUGUCGAGUUUCAUCUGACAGCACAAGUGAGGGAGACACACCUGAUCCCAUCAGCACCAUCACCCUGACAGUGACAGACCCAGGUCUGACCUCACUGCUGAGCUGCACAACAAACCAAGCCUCUCUGACUGUGAGUCCCAGCAGCUCUCAGCUGUUUAAAGGAGAGUCUGUCUUUCUGAGCUGUGAGGAGGACGACAGCUCUGCUGGAUGGACGCUGAGGAGGAACACAACCAGAGAAACCAGGACUCAGUGUGGAGCUGGCUGGGGAAAACCUGCUGUUUCUUCCUGUAAGAUCAGCCACGUCCUCCCAUUGGACAGUGGAGUUUACUGGUGUGAGUCCAGAGAGGGAGCAACCAGUAACACCAUCAACAUCACUGUCACUGGUGGAUCAGUGAUCCUGCAGAGUCCUGUUCUUCGUGUUAUGGAGGGACAUGUCGUCACUCUGCACUGUAAAACAGAUACCCCUCCCUCCAACCACCCAGCUGCUUUCUAUAAAGAUGGCUUCCUCAUCAGCACUGAGCCUACAGGUCACAUGACCAUCCACCAUGUUUCCAAGUCUGAUGAAGGGCUCUACAAGUGUCACAUCAGUCAUCAUGGAGAGUCUCCACCCAGCUGGAUCUAUGUCUGCGCUGUCCAAUCAAGAGCAAUCAGCCAUGGAAACAGGAAGCAACUUGUCAUGAGCUGUAAUGUAACCUAUAAAAAUACCUUCUGGAGGUGAAAUGAUUCAUUAAACUGAACUGCCGAUCCUUUGUAAA